This is a messenger RNA of Protopolystoma xenopodis, 585 nucleotides long. The record is from the annotation of a GenBank genome assembly. Lineage: Eukaryota; Metazoa; Platyhelminthes; Monogenea; Polystomatidea; Polystomatidae.
CCACUUUCGUUUCCAAUCCUCCUACCGACAGGCAAUGCAUCAUCAGCCUCCACACCAAGCUCUGCACCAUUUCGUGCUUCUGUCGGCACUGGAUCUAGCUCUGGCCUCCUAGCAUUAGCUACUGUAUUUCUGCCGCCCACCAUGCAGACCGCCUGGAUUGCCUGGCUCCGAGGCCUGGCCGCCUCUACAUCGGCUUCUGCCACAUCCACAGCCAUCGCCAAAAACUACGGUGGCUCCAUGCCAACGACCGCCAACUCCCUCAGCACCAUCACUUCCGACAACAAUAGUGGCAACGGCCCGGCGACCAAAUCUUUUGAGGGUGUUGAAUCCAUCGGUUUUGACAACUUUACUGCUUCUUCUACUAACUUCACAGCCAGCGAUCGACAGAAGCCAGUCGGCCCGGGCACCGGUGGAUUAGAUGGUUUGCUCCGUCCAAACUCAUCUAUAUCACGUCCUUCGCCCAACCUAUUUUCAGGACUGGCCAGCCCCGAGGACUGGGCAUAUAUCCAAAGUGUCCAGCAAGCAGUAGAGAAGUCGGCUCGUCUCAGGAGCUGGAUCGACGUUACUACGGGCAACAAAAUUUAA